AUGAACCUGGUUACAACCGUAAUUUUGAUUGCUAUCACACUCUCUAUGAUCCUAGCUAUUGUAUCCUUUUGACUCCCACAAAUAACCCCCGACCACGAAAAACUAUCCCCAUAUGAAUGUGGGUUUGACCCCCUAGGCUCAGCUCGCCUGCCUUUUUCCAUACGAUUCUUCCUAGUUGCUAUCCUAUUCCUUCUCUUCGACCUAGAAAUUGCCCUCCUCCUACCCCUUCCCUGAGGAGAUCAAUUAUCUUCUCCCCUGCUCACAUUCACAUGGGCAUUCGCCAUUCUUGUUCUCCUAACCCUUGGCCUAAUCUAUGAAUGGCUCCAAGGCGGACUAGAAUGAGCCGAGU
Messenger RNA from Amphiprion ocellaris (clown anemonefish), 349 nucleotides. Lineage: Eukaryota; Metazoa; Chordata; Actinopteri; Pomacentridae. The record is from the annotation of a RefSeq genome assembly.